Molecule: messenger RNA, 699 nt
Organism: Phymastichus coffea
Lineage: Eukaryota; Metazoa; Arthropoda; Insecta; Hymenoptera; Eulophidae
Gene: ND-ACP
Product: acyl carrier protein, mitochondrial
Exons: 3
Coding region: 55-519 (154 amino acids)
Biological process (GO): fatty acid biosynthetic process
Cellular component (GO): mitochondrion
Molecular function (GO): phosphopantetheine binding; acyl carrier activity; acyl binding
Source: RefSeq, a predicted model, not a curated record
GCAGUUCUCUCUUUCCUAGUCGUCUAUAUAAAUUUCCUUCAGCUCGGUCGAAAAAUGGCGACGAUCGCGGGUGUCCGUGUCUUUGCGCGAAGCGCCGGUUUAAUAAGAAAUACCUCAAACCGGUUGACCAUCCUAAGAUCAGCAGUGGCUAGUCAGCUCAACCAAAGGCUUAUCCAUGCGAUCAGGCAAACGUCCACGCCGAUCAUCACCAUGAGUGUAGAUGGCCUACGGAUCAAGCAGGUGCGCCAGUACAGUGAAAAACCACCGCUCACACUUAAUUUUAUUCGUGAUCGAGUACUUUUAGUGCUCAAGCUCUAUGAUAAAAUUGAUGCUACAAAGCUAACAGUGGACUCACAUUUCAUAAACGAUCUUGGUCUAGAUUCCUUGGAUCAUGUUGAAGUUAUCAUGGCAAUGGAGGAUGAAUUUGGCUUUGAGAUACCAGAUAUGGAUGCAGAAAGGCUCACAACACCAGGUGCUAUAGUGCGUUACAUUGCUGACAAAGAAGACAUUUAUGAAUAAUAACAUUCUCCUUAAUUAUAAGCAAAAUUUAGUCAACAUGUCUCUGCUUAAGGAAAUCUCGUAGCAGUUGCAUCUAUAAAAGAGAUGUACUGUAUGUUGAGGACUUCACUGCGACUUGUUUCUUUCCUGUAUAUAGACCAAGGUCAUUAUGUAUGAAUAAAAAUGUCACUUAUUGUUAGA